Messenger RNA from Limanda limanda (common dab), 6313 nucleotides. RefSeq names its product guanine nucleotide exchange factor DBS-like. Gene Ontology annotation, molecular function: guanyl-nucleotide exchange factor activity; protein binding. Gene Ontology annotation, cellular component: cytoplasm; extrinsic component of membrane. The coding region runs from base 139 to 4002 and encodes 1287 amino acids. Gene Ontology annotation, biological process: positive regulation of Rho protein signal transduction; intracellular signal transduction. The record is from RefSeq and is a predicted model, not a curated record. NCBI's taxonomy places the organism in Eukaryota, Metazoa, Chordata, Actinopteri, Pleuronectiformes, Pleuronectidae. The transcript is spliced from 33 exons.
GAAGCAGUAAAGCCUGCGCUAUCUGAUUACAUUCACAUGAAGGCUGUUGAAAGGAUUUUCUAUCUGCAGACAUCAUGGCAUCAUGUCACAUAAAAGCCGUCACCUGCUUUUGCCUAUGCAUACCAGCUGUGGUGUUAUAUGGUAUUAUUGGUACAUUUGGGAGGUACGUGCAUGAGUGUGGCAGAUUUCCACAGAAGGCGGGAGGGGCAGAAGAAAGAGGUGUGGUAUAACCACUCAACAAACUUUGACAGGCGUGUAUUUGUGUGUUUUGUAUGCAUGGGAGAGAUUGAGAGAGCGUUUGGGAACACAAAUGAGGACGAGAGCGGGAUGAGACGGAUGCGAUUUUUGUCUUUAACGGAGGAUAUGAAGACGGCGAGGGAGGAAGAGGAGAGCAGGCGGAGGGACGAGAGGAAGGGUGGAAAACGGGGAUUUGGAGGAGAGAGGCUUGUCAGCAUCUCGCUGGAUGAGAUGGAGAGCUACUACAAAUACGCCCUGAGCUGUCAGCAGCUACAUAAUGACAUCAUGCAUGGGGAAGAUGGUCCUCUGUGUGCCGCAGAAAUCGGAUCUGAACUCCAGAAACAGUUUGCCAUCCUGCCAGGGGGCCGCGGGAUAAACGGCCGCCCUAUCAUGGUCUUCCCAGAGUUCCCAGAGUUCAGCGAGCUGGAGGAGGAGGAGCUCCAAAGCGUCCUCGGCUACCUCACCAGCGUCCCCAGCGUUGCCGCAUCGGGAGUGGGUUUCAUCCUGGUCAUCGACAGACGACUGGACCGAUGGGCCGCCGUCAGGGCUACCCUGCUCCGCAUCGCUGGCUCAUUUCCAGGGAACUCACACUUGGUUCUGGUGUUGCGUCCCACUACUUUGUUGCAGCGGACUCUGUCAGACUUCCUGUUCAAGUUCAGCAGGGACGAGUUCAAAAUGAAGGUGGUGAUGCUGAGUUCGGUGACUGAGCUCCAUGCUUAUAUCGACCCAGGACAACUCACCACAGAGCUGGGAGGAACGCAGGAGUACCACCACGAGAGCUGGAUCUCUCACCGCACUGCAAUCGAGGCGUUCGCCCUCAUGGUGAAGACCACGGCUCAGACUCUGCAGGCGUUCGGCACUGAGCUCGCGGAGACAGAAUUACCAAACGACGCCGAGGCUACAACCAACCUGCUGCACACACACACACUGAAGAAGGACACAAUGAAGGAGGACCUGCAGGUGGCGCUGUCUCAAGGAGGACGCCUGUUGGACUGCAUCAACGAGCCUCUACAGACAGACCCCGAAUACAGCAUGACCCAUGAUGAGCUGGAGAAUUUGGAGACUGUGCAGAGACUCCUGGGUCAGCUGGACGAGACGGAGACGGCGUUCGACGAUUUCUGGGAGCAUCACCGCACGAAGCUGGAACAGUGUUUGCAGCUGCGCCAUUUUGAACAGCACUUCCGUGAAGUGCGCGCUCAGCUUGAUGUGACCUCAGAAAGGCUGUCGGGUUUCUCCGAGGUCAGCGUCAGCCCCGCCCACGGCGAGCACGUCCUCCGAGAGCUCAGCGGGCACGAGGAAAAGGCCUGUGACGUCCUGGACCGCGCCCUGUCCCUGGCCUGCGAAGGUGCCAGGCUGAUAGAGAACUCGCACUACGCCGAGGACUCCAUCAGGCCGAAGUGCAGCGAGCUGAGGGGGGUGUGUGACGAGAUCAGCGCCACCCUGAGGUGCAAGAAGAACCUGCUGCUCAGGGCGAUGGAGAUGCACCACGCUCUGGAGAAGGCGUCACAGUGGUGUGAGGAGGGCAUCUUCCUAUUGGCCAACCAGCCCGUUGACCGCUGUCAGUCUCAGGACGGCGCCGAAGCGGCUCUGCAAGAACUGGAGCGGUACCUGGAAACGUUGCCGCUGCACACCCUCGCCGACCGCAGCGCCAUCUGCCUCCAGUAUGAACCGGUGCUCACCACUCAGCUCAGGGACCAGGUAGAGAGAGUUUUCCAGAAGCAGGGCUCUGUGCAGGAGAUGUUCGAGAAGAGACGCAUCAGCUUGAAGAAACUUGCCGCCAAACAGCCCCGACCAGUCCAGCCAGUGGCACCGAGACCCGAAGUCAAGUCGCCGCACCCCUCGCCCAAUCAACAGAGAAAAGAGAGGAGAUACUCUGCAGAUAAUGCCAUCUGCAAAAAGGUGGAGUCUCCUCUUCUUAAUUGCACCAGACACGCUUCUCUCUCAGAGGAAGAAGAAAACCUGGCAGUGCUUCGGCGUCACGUGAUGAACGAGCUGCUGGAGACGGAGAGAGCGUACGUGGAGGAGCUGCUGUGUGUCCUGGAGGGCUACGCAGCAGAGAUGGACAACCCCGCCAUGGCUCCCCUCAUCCCCGGGACGCUGCUCAGCAAGAAGGACGUCCUGUUUGGGAACAUGUCUGAAAUCUACCAGUUCCACAAGAGGACUUUUCUAAAGGAACUGGAAGCGUACACUGACUUUCCCGAGCUGGUGGGCCGCUGCUUUUUAGAACGGAUGAAGGACCUGCAGAUCUAUGAGGCCUACUGCCAGAACAAGCCUCGCUCCGAGAGCUUGUGGAGACAGUGCUCCGACUGUGCCUUCUUCCAGGAGUGCCAGAAGAAGCUGGAACAUAAACUUGGUUUGGACUCCUACCUCCUUAAACCUGUCCAGAGAAUCACCAAGUACCAGCUACUACUUAAGGAGUUGUUGAAGUACAGUAAAGGCUGUGAUGGCUGUGAUGACCUACAGGAGGCGCUCUCCUCUAUUCUGGGGAUCCUGAAAGCUGUGAAUGAUUCCAUGCACCUCAUCGCCAUCACAGGAUACGAGGGUAACCUCUCGGAGCUAGGCCGCCUGAGCAUGCAAGGCUCCUUCAGCGUGUGGACAGAGCACAAGAAAGGUCACGCCAAGGUCAAGGACCUGGCCCGCUUCAAGCCCAUGCAGCGGCACCUGUUCCUGCACGAGAAGGCCCUGCUCUUCUGCAAGCGGAGGGAGGAGAACGGCGAGGGCUACGAGAAGGCGCCGUCCUACAGCUUCAAACACUCGCUCAGCAUGAGUGCCGUGGGAAUAACAGAGAGCGCUAAAGGAGAUAACAAGAAGUUUGAAGUUUGGUGCAACUCCAGAGACGAGGUUUUUAUUGUGCAGGCUGCAACGCCAGAGAUUAAAACUUCGUGGGUGAACGAGAUCCGUAAAGUUCUGACCCAGCAACUCAAAGCAUGCAGAGACGCCAGACAACCGAAGAACUUCGACGCUGUUUCUAUGAGUCCCACCAGCAGCAGCAGCUCCAUCUCACUCAGCCCGUUCCGUAGCAGUGGUCAGAAGAACCAGAAGAAGCAGGAUGAGAAGAAAGCCGAGCCGAGCCCGACCUCCGAUGCAAACUUCUCUUCCUCACCCAAACACAAAGAUGAACCGGUGACCAGUCCGACAACUGACAGGUCCUCUACGGCUAAAAAGCGUUUUACUUUACAGGGCUUCAGCAAUCUCAAGAGUCCAAAAGGCUCGGCCCUGAGCCCCGAACACGGCACCAAACGCCACCUGGUCAAGAGCGACCCCACGCCGUUUGGGUUCAAAGUGCCGGCCGCCCAUGUCACUCUGAGCAGAGUCAAAUGGAUGAGCACCUCUAGUCUGUUACAGAGCAAGCGGCAAGGCUGGAGCAAGACGUCUCUCUCGGUGGACGCAUCGGAAGAGAACGACGGCUACUCCAGCGGCGAGGACCCCAUUAACUCGGACCCCGAGGAUGACGGAGGAAAGAAGCUGGCCACAGGAAAGUACACGGUGGUAGCAGACUGCGAGAAGGCGGGACCUCAGGAGCUGUCUGUCAAGAGUGGAGACGUGGUGCAGCUAAUCCGAGAGGGAGAGGACGGACAGUGGUUUGUGAGGAACCUCCGCAGCAGCAAGGAGGGCUGGGUGGCGGCGGCAAACCUCCUCAGCCUCAUCUCAGAGUCCAAGUCGUCGCAGUCGCUCAGCAGCUCAGACGGCAGCGUCUCCGGCAACAUCAGCACUUCUUCCAGCUGCAGCGAGACCUACACCAGCUUCUCCGACAUCAAACCCUGAACCGACUGCACUUUUCCCCCCCGAACUCCACCUGAAGUCAUCGCCAGGUGGAAUUUCAAGAAACCGGAAGCUGCCUCUGACAGAAUCUCAAUGCUCACAAACACCUUGCAGUUUGUCGGAUACAAACAACAUCUCCAAAACAAUCAUCGUAUCUGCGAAUGUUAGCCGUGUUUCCAAUGCUGAAUGUUGACUACACCCAGUUUCUCUGAGGAUUCACAGCCACCUCCAUAGCUCAUUUCCACUCGGCAGUAUUACUCUUCUUAUUUCUUUGACAUUUAAAAAUGUUCACGUUAAAGAUACAAGAGCUCAAUCACCUUCUGUGUGGCUUUUUAAAACAUUUAUUUAAAAUAAGAUUAUGUAGCAUCAAAGACAAAUUCAAAUACCUGCACUAAACACGAGGCGUCAGCAGCUUAUGAACCUGUGCAUCAGCUUCGACAGGUAGAUUCUGAGCGGAAUUUCACACGAUACGACGGCUUUAGUAUCAGAUACUUCGAAAAGUGUCAGCUGGCUGCAGCAUGAAGGAGAGAAAAGUGCUUUCGGUGCACGUUGGAGCAUCACUGAGCCGGUGGAACCUUGUGGACAUGUAGCUGUAAGUCUUUUUAUAUGUAUGUGGGCGGCACACGGGCGGUUACAUCCCUGUGGUGUCUGGUGUAGAAGCAGUUUUUGCAGAAUGCUGCAUUCAACCCACGUUAACAAGAGCUUCCCUCAACCUUUGUUUUGACUUCGAUGCAUCGCAGUCUGAUGUAUCACCAUGUGAAUGUCACCAACAGCGCCACCUGGCGGUCACAUGUCUUACCCUUCAUUCUUUGUUUUUAUGUGGAAGAAGGAUGAUCUAACCCAGCUCUGAGCUACUCUGGAUUUACCUCUCAGGAAGACGUCAUGUGGGCAAGCAGGUGUGACUGCAUACCUGUGUGUGUCGACUACAUGUCUUUGUAUGUGUGCAUUCUUGCAUAUGUGUGUGUUGUGUGAUGCAAAUCCAGCAAGUGUCACAACCCCCCCCGAGAAAGGCUGAACAACCUGUUCAGGAGGAAGGUGUUUCAGAUUUUCCUUGAUAGCUGUAACGCUGGGUCCAUAUUUAGUUUGCAAACUUUAUUGAAACCUUUAUUCUGGCGCUGCAGCAGCAACAAAAGCAGCUUUGUCCUCGUCCUCUGCUCCCAGCCCCGCCGAGGCAUGUGACAGCCGGCGCUGCUCCGCAAGCGAGCGAGCAGGCCGACCGGGGCCCAGACCGGCUGGACACGUUUGCACCACCAAGCAAUAAGUGUUUACUUGACACCACAAUGUAGCUUAGUCACUAUCUUGGUGGAGUUAUUAAAACACAAAAACAAAUACUGAUUGUGAGUUAUAUAGCAGGGGAGGGGGUGAGAAGGUCGAGGCUUGAUUGGUUAGUUUGGCCUGGUAGUGGCGAUGAUAACAGGUUGAUGGCACACCUCUGCCGAACAGCUGCUGUGACACACCCGUCAACGCACAAACAUGUUUUAUACUCUCAGAUUUCUACACAUGCUUCUUUCCACACUCGCUGUUGAACGUCUGACAUAAAAACACCAAGAUGUCGCACUAAAACCAGCCGCACCCAGAACUAAGCUGCUGUGCUCUGCGAAGCCAAGUUCAACACCACUGUGGUUUUGUUGGCAAUGCUUCGAGCUCUUGAUAUUGUUUCUUUUGUUUGAGAAAAUGCAUGUCGGUGACUUGUGAAAGGAAAAAAGAUCCUCUCCAGAAAAGCUCUCGGACCUUGAACCGUGUGCUGCAAACCUGCAAGCUAACCUGUGGCUUUAUAUGUGUCGGUUCGUUGUUACACUUGUACAGAUGUCGUCCUCUCUAUACCUCAUGUCGUUUUUCUCUCCAGAGCAUGCAUAUCGUGAAGAGGGUCAUGUUUCUUCUCGUUCGUCUCUCCGUGUCAUCGUCGACUCUUUUUGUGGCAUGCUCCUCAUCCGCCUCAAUUCCAAACCUCUCGCAUCAGAGUAUUUUUUACCAGGCCCUGUUGUACAUGAUGAGAGUUUAUUUUCUGCCCUCUCGUGAAAGCUGACGCCGGGCACUAAACUUGUCAGUGUUUGAUCGUGAUCACGCAAUAGAUCUUAUUGAAUUAUUCCCACUUCUCGCGCAGAGCGGGGCGGGGAGAUCCGAAGGGUUAUUCUAUUUUUUUGUUUCUUUUUAUGCAGCACAUUGCAGCGACCACUGUCCUUAUUUCCUAUUGUAUAUCUACUAAGUAUGGUGUCGAUAUAAAGAUAUUAUAAUGAGACAUAUCUGUGUAUAUUUUGUAAAUAUGUAAGUCUGAAUUGUAUGUACAAUGAAAAGCAGCUUUAAUAAAGUCUGA